UGGUCCAGAUAUAAAUGCAAGGAUUAAACAAGGCUGGAUGUCAGUUCAUCAAUUGGAUUCAGCUCUGAACCAGCCAAUCUGAACCAGCAACCAUGAACAGGGGCAAGGUUAUCUUCUACGAGGACAGGAACUUCGGGGGUCGCUCAUGGGAGUGCACCGGCGACUGUUCCGACAUGUCCUCCUACCUGAGCCGCUGCCACUCCUGCAGGGUUGAGAGCGGCUGCUGGAUGGUCUACGACCGCCCCAACUACAUGGGAAACCAGUACUUCAUGAGGAGGGGCGAGUACCCUGACUACAUGAGCCAGUGGGGAUUUAACAACUGCAUCAGGUCCUGCCGCAUGAUCCCCAUGCACAGAGGAUCCUACAGAAUGAGGGUCUAUGAGAGGGAGAACUUCAUGGGUCAGAUGGAGGAGAUGACCGAUGACUGUGAUUCCUUCAUGGAGCGCUAUCAGUGGUCCAACGGCUGCAUGUCCUGCAACGUGAUGGACGGCCACUGGCUCAUGUACGAGCAGCCCCACUACAGAGGCAAGAUGUGGUACUUCAGGCCCGGAGAGUACAGGAGCUUCAGGGACUAUGGCGGCAAUAGGUUCAUGAGCAUGAGGCGCAUCGUGGACUCCUGGUAUUAAAACUGGAUUCAAGUCUAUUUUAAAUAAAUAAAUGAAAAUGUGAAGUA
Astyanax mexicanus (Mexican tetra) is the source of this 673-nucleotide messenger RNA. RefSeq names its product gamma-crystallin M2-like. Gene Ontology annotation, biological process: lens development in camera-type eye; visual perception. The record is from RefSeq and is a predicted model, not a curated record. Gene Ontology annotation, molecular function: structural constituent of eye lens. Lineage: Eukaryota; Metazoa; Chordata; Actinopteri; Characiformes; Acestrorhamphidae. Bases 93 to 626 code for a protein of 177 amino acids. The transcript has 3 exons.